Molecule: messenger RNA, 4539 nt
Organism: Nasonia vitripennis (jewel wasp)
Lineage: Eukaryota; Metazoa; Arthropoda; Insecta; Hymenoptera; Pteromalidae
Gene: bnb
Product: triadin
Exons: 3
Coding region: 488-2062 (524 amino acids)
Source: RefSeq, a predicted model, not a curated record
GGAAUCCUCGUCGACACACGACGAGCCAACCUUCGCCCGGAUCGCCAGCUCUCUGAGCCGACACACACUCGCACACACUCGCACACACACACACACACGUGCAACGACGACGAGUAGCUGACGCUGCCCGGCUGCUGCUCCUCUCCCGCUCUCGCUCUCGCUCUCCCACGCCCGAGGAGAGCUCUGUGAAACGCACGCGCGCGCCACCACCAGCACCAGCGCGCCACUGCACAGUGAGGAGAGAGAGAGAGAGAGAGAGAGAGAAAGAGACUCUCGCUCGUUUCCACCGAUCGACGACCGCGCAGUGAACUGCCGACGCUCCCCAAGCAUCGACCGCAGUAGUCCCGCCGACGACGAGCAAGACACACUACUCUUGUGCUACGCCGACACCCCAGGAAGGAUCAGCCGCUGACGACGAAUCCUCCAGCUGUAGCCGCAGCCGUACUCUCCCGCAUCUUAGCCAACAAGCCCACUGCACCAAGCAACCAUGAAACUCGCGAUCGCAACGUUCUGCCUGCUGGCGGUGACGGCCAUCAGCGCGAUGCCGGUCGCCGACGACGAGCGCAAGGCGGAGCUGCCGGCACCGGCGCUCAGCGUCGUGCCUCUCGAGAAGUCCGCCGACAAGGAAGCAGCCAUGCCGACGGAGAAGAUGGCCGAGGAGAAGAAGGAAGAGCCUCUAGCGAAGAAGGCCGAGGAGAAGCUUCCCGAGGAGCCGAAGAAGCUCGAGGAGGAGAAGAAGCCCAUGGCCGAGCCCGCCAAGGUCGAGGAGGAGAAGAAGCCCGAGAGCGAGCCCGUCAAGGUCGAGGAGGAGCCCAAGAAGCUCGAGGAGGUGAAGAAGCCCGAGGAGGCCCUCAAUGUCGCUCCCUCUGAGAAGCACGAACACGCCGUCGAGGCGUCCAAGGCCGAGGUGGCGAUCGAGAAGAAAGUUGACGAGAUCCAGGAGCCGGCCGAGUCCACGCUCGCAGCCAAGGAGACCGUGGUCCCAGUGGCCGAGGUCCAGCCUAUCCCAGCUGUAGCUGCGUCUGAGGCCGCGGUUGAGCCGGCCCAGGCCAAGAAGAUCGACGAGCCGAUCGCCGUCGAGAAGAAGUCCGUCGAGCCCGUCAAGGCCGAGGAGAAGCCCGAGCGCGUGACCCGGGAGACCGAGGAGGCCAGCAAGGAGAAGAAGCCCGUGGAGGAGGCCAAGCCCCUGGAGAAGGAGCUCGAGAAGAAGGUCGAGCCCGUGAUCGCGGCCGCCCCCGCCGCCGAGGAGAAGCCCGAGAUCGUGCCCACCCUCCUCGUCGCCGAGGAGCAGAAGCCCAAGCUCGAGCCUGUGAACGCCGCCGACGCCGCCGACGCCGCCGACGCCGCCGCCGCCGUCGCUGAGGAACCAAAGAAGGAGAUCGAGAAGACGCAGGAGAUCGGCACGGCCGCCUCCACCGCCGCCGCCGAGCCCGCCAAGCGCGACACCGCCGAGUCCGAGGCCCAGCCCAAGGCCGCGGAGCCCGCGAAGAUCGAGGCCGUCCAGGAAGCCGGCGUCGCCGCCAAGGAGCAGCGCUCCGAGGACGCCUCCGUCGUCGCCCCGAUCGAGCAGGCCAAGAGCGCCGGCGUCGUGGCCGGCCAGGAGGUCGCGGCCGUCGUGGCCGAGGAGCCGAAGGUAGCCCCCGUCGCGGUGGAGAAGGCCGCCAAGUCCGCCGACGAGCCCAAGGUCGAGGAGCUGCCCAAGCCCCAGGAGGUUAAGGACGAGGCCAAGCCCGAGCAGCCGGCCAACAUCGCCGAGGCCGCCAAAGCCGCAGAGCCCGUCGUCGAGAUGAAGCCCGAGGAGCCGAAGAUGGAGAUGCCCCAGAAGGACGAGAUGACCAAGGAGAAGAAGAAGGAGGAGAAGGACAGCUCGGAGGAGAAGGACAGCAGCGAGGAGAAGAUGAAGGACGAGAAGAAGGAAGAGAUGAAGAAGGACAGCUCGGAGGAGAAGGACAGCAGCGAGGAGAAGAAGGACGAGAAGAAGGAGGAGAUGAAGCCCAAGGCGGAGAGCAGCAAAGCCGAGGAGCCAGCGCCAGUGACGAAGACAGCGGCGCCCGCCUCUUAAAGACCUCCCCCCCGCGCAGAGGAGGCCCCCCGCGACUAUUCUUGCUGAGGACAGAAGAAGAGCAGAGGAAAAAAAAUUGAUGAAAACGCGCCGUAUUCCACUUUCGAGAAAUGCGUCUGAACUGAGAGAUAUUAUAUAGCGAGAAAGAACGACAGAGUGAAUGGGACACACACAUCGAACGAGAGCGAAUGCGAGCGAGCGACUGAGCGCGAUUGAAUUUUUAGCAACAAAAAAAAAAAAAAAUAAUAAAUCGACAGGAGCCGAGAGAGAGAUUGAUGCGAGGGCGAGGAGGAGUUUAAUACAACGCUCGGUAAUUGUACGCAGGGUCUGUCACAUACACACACACACACACACUUACACGCUUAUACACUCAGUGGCACACGCGCACUAGAAACACGAGACAUUGUAAGCAUCCCGGCGCGCUACGAGUUCCGCGCGACAUACAUGUAAUGUGCACGGGGCGUCUCGGGAUUCGCCGGUUCGGCGGCGACCGGAAUCCGGUCACUCCGAGCCUCGAAACCCGCGACGCCCCAAAACGCGUCGAUACGCGUUCGUCCCGGCGGACGGAGCAUUCCGUUCGCAUGGGACGUUCAGUCUAUCCGAUCCAUUCUUAUUUGCCUUAUAUAGUAAACUCAUUUCCCUUCCCUUUACAGCUCUUUGCGUAUAACGGCAGAAGUACCCGUCCUGCACCAUCGCGACACACACACGUAAUACCGCCUCAGCCCCGAUCCCGUCAAAUACGGAGAACCUUCCGCAUAAUUUCCCGAAUAAAGCCCUUUGUACCCUCCCCCCAUACUCCAUACUCAUGCCCCGAUUCCCCGAUCAUCCUGCAACGUACUGAGUAGAAAUUUCCCCCCUUUAGCCCUACUACUGAUAAUUAUUAUUAUUAUUAUUAUCGUUAGUGACAGUACCGCUAUUAUUAUUAUAUUAUUCUAUUAUUAUUUGUAUUAUUGCUAUCAUCAUCGUUACAAUAAUAAUAAUUAUUAUUGAUAUUACCACCGAUGUUUUUACUCUGCCAUCUCGCCAUCAACAAUUCUUUGUAGCAAUGAUAUAUAUAUACACACACACACGCGCGCGCGAGAAACUAAAAAGACAAAAAAAGCUAACAAUACGUUUCGUUUCGAGAAAGGAAGCGCAUCGUGCUUAUCGAAGACUUAAUUCAGGGUGUUAUACUUUAUAUUUUCUACAAUCUACGAGUAUACAUCUUCUCUUCUUUAUAAGUAUUUCCUGAUUAAUAAAAAGAAAUAUAAAAUCCAAUUAGUUUUUAAAAAUAUAAACACCAACUAUCAGAAUAUAGCCUGCUAACCAGGUAAAAUUAUGUAAAAUAAUAAAGAGUAUUGUUAUUUCAUUGGCAACAGUAGUAGAUCUGACAUAUUCUUACCUACUAGAGAGUAAGAAAUAUUCGAAACUACACACACAAACACAGAUAUGAAGGAUACAAUUAUUUAUAGUCGUAACCUGGAUGUGUAUGUAUUAACUAUAUACAUAUUUGCAUGUGAACAAAUUAACGUAAAUAAGUAAAUAAGAUAAGAAGAAAAAGUACAGUUUUCUGUAGUUUAUACAUUGCAUUUCUAUCAGAAAAUUAUACGAGUAACGUUGACGUCAGAAAGUAGAUAAAUUUAAAACUGUUGUAUUGAAAAAAAAGUUAAUUGACUUAUUUGCAUUUCGCUUUUUAAUCGUUAUAGUUCUGAUUUGAAUCUAAGAUUCGUUGAAGCACAUAGUGAAAAUUAACGCGUGAUCGUGCAUUGUUCACUUAUGACAGUAGAAGCUUUCUUGCAUAAGCAGACAUAGCAAGGCUGUUACAAAAACUGUGUAAUUCCAUUACGCCUUGACCUUUCGAAUCGAAAUUCGCUUAGCUAAACGUAUCAAUUCACCUGUUGCAGUCGACGCUAAUUUGUCGACGGUGCGUUUCAAUAAUUAUGCAAGUUAUAUGAGUCACGCGUGACUUCUGGCAUUGUGGGGAAGCUUAGCAUAUCAUCGACUGCAAACUAGCGUUCAUCACGUCUGGACUUUUUAUCUGUAACCGUUGAUAAUCUUGGAUUCUCAUUGCACGAGCUAUCAUCGAUAUUUAGAAGCUAUACUAAUAACUUUGUUACAACUACGCAAUUAACAACCUAACGAGCACACUGAAUAUGCACGUGAAAAAUAAUGAAAAAAACCAAUCUUGGAAAUUACUAGCACGAUUCGUUUGCAUAGCGUUCUCUGUCUUAUAUUAUAUCUAACAUCAAUAUUGUUUAUUGAAUAUUGCAAGGUUAACAAUUCAAGCACUAGAAAACUAACGAAACUCUAUAAGAAUUUUCGAUGAAAAAUGCACAUGAAUGAUAUCUAAUUGUCUAACCAUGUAGGAAAUUGAUGAAUUUGCGUUAUUCGCCUUCGUAUUUUUAUAUAAAGAUUUCAUUUCUGUUUUAGCGAUCAGUUUAUGUUUUGGCUCUAUGAAAAAUAAUUAAUGUUGGAAUAAUAAAUGAUUCUAAAUAUAA